CAAAAAUAGUUGGCAUUGUUAGCUAUUAAGGCUUUAUACGUAUACGAUGUUAGCUAGUAGCAAGUUCCAGCAGAAAUAAAAAGUGGGUUGUCGGGUACUCGUUUCAUUCAUUUCUUUCGAGGCCGAUUAUAUUGUGCAUCUCAGUACUGAAAGAAGAUGGCUGCUCCGGAUAUGCGUCUCAACCACACCAUAUACAUCAACAACCUCAACGAGAAGAUUAAAAAAGAUGAACUGAAGAAGUCGUUGUACGCCAUUUUCUCCCAGUUUGGUCAAAUCCUUGACAUUUUGGUUGCCCGCUCCCUGAAGAUGAGGGGUCAGGCCUUUGUCAUCUUCAAGGAGGUCAACAGCGCCUCCAAUGCUCUGCGUUCCAUGCAGGGGUUCCCAUUCUAUGACAAACCUAUGCGUAUUGGGUACGCCAAAGGGGAUUCUGACAUCAUCGCUAAAAUGAAGGGCACCUACGUGGAGCGCGACCGCAAGAAGGAGAAGAGGGUCAAGGGCCCAGAGGCUGCAGGGGCCAAGAAGGGUGUGCCAGGAACCCCUGUAGUACCCAUGGGGCCUGGAGUUCCAACACCCAUGCCUGGAAUGCCACCCAUGAGCGGGGCUCCUCGUAUGAUGCAAAUGCCAGGGCAGCCCCCUUACAUGCCCCCGCCAGGGAUGAUGCCACCUCCUGGGAUGGGCCCUGGGGGGAUGCCCCCUGGUGCUAUGCUUCCGGGUGGGAUGAUGCCAGGGCAAAUGCCCCACGCCCAGGUUGCAGAAAACCCUCCCAACCACAUCCUUUUCCUCACCAACCUCCCAGAGGAGACCAACGAGCUCAUGCUGUCUAUGCUCUUCAACCAGUUCCCUGGGUUCAAAGAGGUGCGUUUGGUACCUGGUCGCCACGACAUCGCCUUUGUAGAGUUUGAUAAUGACGUGCAGGCUGGAGCGGCCAGGGAAGCUCUACAGGGCUUCAAGAUCACCCAGACCAACGCCAUGAAGAUCUCAUUCGCCAAGAAAUAACACACCAGAGAGCUCUUAAAUGGUUUACAAUCUCACACACACACACACACACACACACACACACACCAGAGAGACCUCCUCACCUUACACUAUACCAGCACAGAGCUGACUACUAACCUGUCCUUUGCCAAGAAGGUGCAGUGCGUUACUUGUACACACACACACACACAGAAUAACUGGAGAUGACUUGCCUUGUGUCUGAUUGUAGGGUACCGACAGUUUCAGAGCACAGGCGUAGACAGGUCAGCAUUUUGAUGAUUGCAAUGCUGGCGCUAGGCUCAAACGAUAACUUGUAAGGAGAAUAUUGGUAUAGUGAUUUGGUGUUAACAGGACAGUUAGCUGACAUUUGCGUAUCCAUAGCUCUGGUUGAGAACAUUUUUAAUUUAGUCAGUUUCUGCACCCAUUCUUUGAGGAUAAUAAGUAAGUAUAUUUACAUUUUUACUGUUUGUAUGUUGUAAAAGCAUUGCACCCGGGGUCUGUUUCACCCAGACAUUGUACCUGGAGCGUUUCUGUUUGAUUAAAACCUGCCUUUUCUAAUGACUAA
Oncorhynchus keta (chum salmon) is the source of this 1540-nucleotide messenger RNA. RefSeq names its product U1 small nuclear ribonucleoprotein A-like. Bases 157 to 996 code for a protein of 279 amino acids. Gene Ontology annotation, biological process: mRNA splicing, via spliceosome. Lineage: Eukaryota; Metazoa; Chordata; Actinopteri; Salmoniformes; Salmonidae. Gene Ontology annotation, cellular component: U1 snRNP. The transcript has 7 exons. The record is from RefSeq and is a predicted model, not a curated record. Gene Ontology annotation, molecular function: U1 snRNA binding.